AAAAUAUUGGGUUUUUUGUAUUCCGGUUGCCAUGGUAACAAUUAAGCGUCCAAAUAUGGCAUCUCUGCUGGAUGAAAUUCUGCUUGAAACCGCUGGACAAGGUCCACCUCCCUCUAAAGAUUUCUACCAGUUUAUUAUCACACAAAAGGAGGUUAUAUGGAGGUGGUGGAAGAUUUCAGUCCGGACAGAAUUCAGAGGGACACCACCGGGAGAGAUAAAAAUGCUCCACCAUGACUUUUUGAAUGAUUCAAAGUUGCAGGAGCAGCUAGCUGUGGUGUUUGGCACCAGGAUUCUGGAGUACACUUUGGCUCUGUGUCAAGGGCAUUUUGACUACCUGGAACGUUUACCAGAUCGGCUGCUCUUUAAAAUCCUCUCCUACAUGUCCAUCCAGGACAUUGGCCAUCUCAGCCAAACCUCAAAAAGGUUUAAGAAGAUAUGCAACUCGGAGGAGAUCUGGAAGCAGACUGUGCUGGGUCAUUGCAAUAUGAUAACCCAAGACAUGGAGAUGCUGGCGAAAGCCAUGGGUUGGAAGAACAUCUUCUUCAAGUUUUAUUACAAAACAGAACAUGAGGAAGAAGAUAAAGCCAAUACUGCAUCUCCAUGAACUAUUAAAUACAACUCUCAAUCAACAGGACAAUCAAAAUGAUUUCAAAGUGUUUAUUAAUUUGCUACUUCUGUCUUUUCAUGCUUGAAGUUAUUGAAGUUUAAGAAACAUUCCAAUUCAAUCCUAUACUACUGUGCUGUGAGUGCCAAAGUAUUUAGGCAUUUUUUUUAUUUUGUAUUAUUAUUAUUCAUAAUGUUACAAAUAAAUGUUAUGUUACAAAUAAUCCAUAAUUAUUCAUUAUUUUUUAUUCAUAACUGACGUAAUUCGAAAGUAUUUUGGAUGUUUACUAAGUAUUUUUGUUUAGAAUAUGAUCAACUCAUUCACCCAGUACCAGUCUAACAUAACAUCUGACCUCUAGCUGUGACUGUUUGGCUCUUUUCAUUAACUGCAAUGUGGAAAGUGACCAGCAGAUGGCACACGUUAAUAAAGUGAGUGAAUAUGCAAAACCAAUGCAACACUUUCACUGUAUGGUUAAAAUAAAGUAGGCCUUAUUAAACAUAAAAUCACUCAGUA
Messenger RNA from Megalobrama amblycephala (Wuchang bream), 1117 nucleotides. It is a transcript of the gene fbxo36a, whose product is annotated as F-box protein 36a. The record is from RefSeq and is a predicted model, not a curated record. NCBI's taxonomy places the organism in Eukaryota, Metazoa, Chordata, Actinopteri, Cypriniformes, Xenocyprididae. The transcript has 4 exons. Gene Ontology annotation, molecular function: protein binding. The coding region runs from base 32 to 604 and encodes 190 amino acids.